Messenger RNA from Drosophila subpulchrella, 667 nucleotides. RefSeq names its product neuropeptide-like 3 (gene Nplp3). The record is from RefSeq and is a predicted model, not a curated record. The coding region runs from base 147 to 425 and encodes 92 amino acids. Lineage: Eukaryota; Metazoa; Arthropoda; Insecta; Diptera; Drosophilidae. The transcript has 2 exons.
CCAGGCCAAAUGAGUGCAGAGUGCAGAGGCGUGUUGGCGACCCAUUUAGAGAGCGUUAGAACUGCAGUUCUGUAAUAAUCUGUAUAAAUAGGCCAGUCUGGAGUGCAGUUCUAUAUCAAAUCGUUGCAAACCAUCGACAAAACAAAAUGUUCAAGCUGUGCGUCUUCGUUGCCCUCCUUAGCCUGGCUGCUGCUGCCCCAGCUCCCGUCCCAGCUCCUGCUCCUGCACCCGCUCCUGGACUGAUUCACCCUGGCCUGGUGGCUCCUGGAAUCUGGGGACCCACCGUCGUCGGAUCUCCCCUGCUGGCUCCCCAGGUGGUGAGCGUGGUGCCCGGCGCCAUCUCCCAUGCUGCCAUCACCCAGGUGCAUCCUUCCCCGCUGCUGGUCAAGAGCGUCCAUGGCCUGGGACCCGUUGUGAUCGGUUAAUCCAGCUAUAUCCAUUGACGAUCCUGCAAGCCCACAUAUCUCACCCACUCCAGCCAGCCAUUCAGCUCCUGUUCAACCCUAGCAUUUCCUGCGGAUUACUUCAAUCACGUAUCCUGUGUGCCCUGUUUAUAAUGCAAGCAAAUCCAGCAAUGAGAAGAAAAAAAAUCACAAAAAAAUGUUUAGACACUAAAAUACAUUCCAAGCAAUAAAUUACCUACCAUACUUGUUAUAGCGAGCGAAAA